AAUCUUUCAACCCUUCGCUUUCAACCCUUCGGUUGUGCUGUGCAGCAACAUCUUUGACGGUUUCCUUGCAACUGCACGGACCAGUCUGAACCAUGGCCAGAUGUUAAAAUGCAUAUAUGCUUGUAGUACAACUUGUAGCAUAAAGCUCAUCGUCGGGCGAGAGGACGGCGGUCAAUCAUUCAAUACACGUCGCGGUCGCGGGCCUGUUGCAGGACAGGGACGACAGGCCCACCACAUGUACUGAAACUCAUCUGCUCUACUGAGAGAAAGUAUUAAGGCAUGCUGGGCUCCCGCCUCGGCACGGGCCCUCCGCCCCCUCCGUCCUCGACCAUUGAGGACGUCGAGCGGAAGCUGAACAGGAGUAGCGAAGUGGAGAUAAACGUGAGCCUCAUGGGCCGCGACGAGCUCAUCGCACUUGGAAAAAAGCUUGUGGUCAUGGCUCCCAAAAUCACAUCCCUCAAGAUCCUCUGUGUGCCAAAGGGCGUCCCGUGGUCGACCUACCACUACAGCCACAUGCAGGACCGGCGCUCGCACCAGCAGCUCGUGUUCGCCACGCCCGAACACAAAACAGCGGUCAAGGUGGCGUCCGCAAACGUGCAGCACCACCUGGUGCGCAUCGGCUUCUACAAGGCCAUAUGCACGGUGCUGCGGAGGGCGCCCAUCCAGGAGCUGGUGCUGGGCCUGCGCUUCAGCGAGAGCGGCUAUGUGAUGCUGGGCGAGGCGCUGGCCGCCAGCAAGACCCUGAGGCGCCUGAGCUUCGCCGGCAGCCACAUGGGGCUGCAGCGACUGGAGUGGCUGAAGCCUGGCCUGACCGCCAACAACUCGCUGGAGGAGCUGGACCUCACCGCGUGCGGCCUGGGCGACGUGGCGGCGCAGUGCGUGGCGGCAAUCAUAAAGUUCCACGCCGACCGGCGGCAGUCCCUGGUGUUUGAUGAGCAGCUGCGGCUGUACCCGGACGCCUCCGGCCUGGUGCCACAGCACGCCGCACACCUGGCCUUCGCCGGCCAGCUGCGCGCCAUCGCCGCCUCCGUGGACGAGCGCUGCGGCGGGCUGCUGCACCUGGAGCUGGCGGAGAACAAGAUGACGGACCGCUGCGCCCGCUUCCUGCGCGCCGCGCUGUCCUACGACCGCCGCCUCAUCUUCCUCAGCCUGCGCGGCAACAAGCUAUCGGCAGAUGCCGAGGCCGAGUUUAUCUCGCUGAUGAAGGAGCACCAGGCGCUGCUGCGAGUGGACCUGCGGCAGAACGCCGACCCGCAGCUGGGCAUACUCAAGCUGAAGCGGCGCGUGGCGCCGCGCAUCUUCUCGGCUGCCCUGGGCUUCCAGCCCAACCCGCUGGCGCCGCUGCCCGGCUCGCCUGCGCUCACGGAGACCAGCAUGCCGCUGUGGGCGCUGAGAGAUGAGCUGCCCCAGUCACUGGGUCCCACGCCCAUGGCCAGCCCCAUGGCCCGGCCAGGUGGCGGCCGGCCCGCCUACCUGCCCACCUUCGGGGGCGCAGGCGCCGGUGCCGGGGGCACGGCAGGCGGCGCCAGUGGUGGUGGCGGUGGCGGUGUGGGGCCUGGCUACGCGCCCGGCUCGCCUAGCCGCAUGUCCGCCGUCAGCUGGGGUGACGCCCACUUACUGACGCGAGGGUCGCCGCGUCAAACCCUGCUGGCCGCCAGGCAGGCUGCCGUGGAUGCCGGCGCGGGCGGUCAGCACCCCAUCAGCCCCACAGUGCCGGGCUCCUCCGGGGCGCCCCAGGGCUACGGCGCCGCCAGCGGUGCCGGCACCGACCGGCAGCAGCAACAACAGCAGCAACAGCAGCAGCAGGUGCAACAGCAGCAGCAGGUGCAGCGGCAGCAGGACGCGACGGAGGCGGCGCGCCGCCGCGCCGCGUCGGCAGGGCAGAACGCCGCCCUGGCUUACGACGACGGCGGCGCGGGCGUGGAGGGGGCGGGUGCGGACGAGGACGGGUUGAUAGAGGAGGGGGUACGGCAGCGCAGCCUGUCCGCACCCGUGUCGCCUCUGCCGCGGGGGGAGGCGAACUGGUACGGCGGGGCUGCACAGGGCGGCGGCGGCGCUGGUGUCGGACCCAGAGGGACUGGUGCACGCACGCCUGACAUGUUUGGCGGCGCCAGCCCUCGCAGCGCGCCGGCGGCGUCGCCCCGCGGCGGCGCCGCCGAUGGCAGCGGGGUGCGUGACUUGGGCCGCGUCCCGACCUUUUCUGUGCAUGACAACGUUGCGGACGGUGGAGACGAGCAAGGGCAAGGCUUGCCACAGCAGCAGCAGGAGCAGCAGCAGCAGGCGGGGCAAGUGGGGUGGAUGGCGCCGCGAGAGGCAUCACUGGCAGGGAACGUGCCGCUCGGCCUGGACCCAAACCAGCUCUUCGCGCAGGGUCAGGGUCAGGGGCGGGGCCCGGGCGGCGCUGGCGGCGGCAGCGGAGGUGGCCUGUUCCCGGAGCGUCACGAAACCACGUUGUCCGGCUGGGAUGACGGCACGGGCGCAGGCGCCGGCGCCGACUCGGGCGGCGGCGCCCCGCCCAUUGCCGGCGCGCUGGUGGCGGCGGCGGCCAAUGCGCGGGGCGCGGGUCCACCUCAAAGCGGUGCGGGCGGCGCGCACUACGGGGACGGGGCUGGCCUGGCCGCGGGCCCCCACGUCUGGCCCAUGCUGACGCUGGCAUCCAUGCUGCCGCCACACGCCUCCGCCACGGCGAGGCUGGAGCACGCGCUGGAUAAGGCGGCGGCCACGAUGGCGGUGGCGGCGGGGCAGGCGGCGCUGCAGGUGCCGCUGCCGGGCAUGCCCGGAGCGGCGCAACACCAGCUGCAGCAGCUGGCGAUGCAGCAGCAGCAGCAGCUGGGGCAGCAGCAGCAGCAGCUGGGGCAGACGUCGGUUCCGGCGGGCUCCAUCCCCACGCAGUCACAACUACUGCUGCAGCGCCAACACCAAGCCUCAUCACCACCGCAGCAGUACCAGCAGCAGCAGUACCAACAGCAGCCGUACCAACAGCAGCAGUACCAACAGCAGCAGUACCAGCAGCAGCAGUACCAACAGCAGCAGUACCAGCAGCAAAAGGACCAGCAGCAGCAACAACAAACGCUGCAGCAGGCCGGGCAGGUGCCGCAGCUGCUGAGUCGGGGCCCCACCGCCAUGUCGCCGCCGUCAGUGGCACACCACGGCGCGCUGUAUGCCCAGGCAGCCGGUGCCAGGACCGCCACGCCGCCGCGGGAGCCGCCCGGGUAUGGCGGCUUCCCGGGUCCCGGUGCCUCAGCCGGCGGAGCGGCACAUCCUGCGUGGCGCGCUGAGCCUCCGGUGGCCACGGCGCUCCCGCCCUUUGGGGGCCGCAGCGGCGGCGUGCCACUGGCCUUCGGGUUCUCGGCGCGGCAGCCCUUCCCUGCGGCUGAGCCGCACCCGCAGGUCAUGGUCCGGCCGGCCCAGGCGCCGCCGUCUCCCUCAGCAGCAGUAGUGCUGCGCGCGGCGGCUGCCGCCGCAGCGGCAGGGCAUCCAGGAGGAGGGCUAGCCCUCGCGGCGUCGCCGCCACGCUCCGUCGCGGCCGCCACGGCAGCGCUGGAGCUGGAACGCCUUCGGCACCAGCAGCAGCUGCUGCAACAGCAGCUGCAACAGUAUCAGCAGCAGCAGCGGGGGUCGGCGGGUGGGGCGCCUGCGGAGGUGCGCGACGCGGCGCGGCAGGUUGCGUUCCUGUCCAUGCUGCACCGGGAGGGUGCGGCGGCGUCACCUAGCCAGCUGCAGGGCGGCUACAACUACCUCUUCACCGGGCCCGCGCCAGGCCAAGCGCAGCAUCAGACUUAUAUGCACCACCAACAACAGCCCUACCAACAGCAGGCAGACCCGCAGCAGCCGGGCCUCCCGCUGCCGGCGCACCAGUACCUGCACCAACAGCUGGACCCCGCCUCAUACCCCUUCUACUACCCGCCAGGCGACGUGGGCGGCGCUGGCGGGUUCGGCGGCGGCGAGCGCAGUCCCCCGUCCACACGGAGGCGUAAGAAGGCCGGCACGCGCACGGUCCACGUGCGCCUGGCGGCACGGCGCAUGAGCCGCAGCGCUCAGGGCCGGCCGCGCUCGCCAGGCCGGCAGCGCUCGCCGCGCUCGCGGUCGCCGUCGGCAGGACGCAGGGGCGGCGCCAGGUCCAGGGCUGGGUCCCCUCCAGGGCGCGGCCGCAGCGUGGCGCUCCGGGGCCGGGGCGGGAGCAGCUCACGCAGUCGCAGCCCGGGCAAGGCGCGGCGCUCAUGGCCGGGCUCGCGGUCCCGCUCCGGGUCGCGGUCCCGCUCCACGGGCCGCAAGGGAAGCCGCGGCCGCGGUCGGACGGGGCGGCGGCUGCGCGCCAAGCGCAAGGGCGGCCGGGCCGGCGGCAGGCGCUCGCGCUCACCGCCCGCGGGGCUGCUGUCCGCCACGCACCCGGACGCAUUGCUGGUGUUGGAGCGGGCGCUUCUCGAGAUGGCGGCGGAGGUGGACAGGCUGGAAGCCGAGGCGGCGGCUGCGGCGGCGCUGCAAGCGCACGAGGAGGCAGAGGCGGCGCGCUUGGCGGCGGAGGCGGGCGCGCAGACGGGGCGGGGCCAGGGGCGGGGGAAGGACGGCAAAUCGCGGAAGCCGGGUCGGCACAAGCAGACGCAGACGUCGACGCGGCGGGACCGGUCCAAGUCACGUGAGCGCAGGGCGGCGGCGGCAGCCACGGCCAAAGCGGCUAGGCGGAAGGAGGAGGAGUUGGGGAAGAAGCGGGAGGAGGAGGACGCAGCGGCGGCACUGCGGCGGCGGCUCGCGCAGCUGUCGUCUGUGAAGCCGUACGAGGGAUCGGCGCGCGGCGGCGGCAUCAACGUGAGCACCAUCAUCUCACAGUUGGACCGCUGGUGCAGCCUGUGUGACAAUGCGCUGCUGCAGCCGCAGCCCAAGUGAGGCGGCGCGAGGGAGGGGAAGGCGCACGAGAGAGGUGCCGCUGGUGAGGGUGCUGUGGAGGCGACUGGGGGCAGGUAGCCGUGGAGCGUGCGGUGACGUGGCGAGGAUUGCCGGUACUGGCUGCUGGCCGGGGGGCACGGUGGGGUCUGCAAGGGCGCGCGGGUCGCGAGGCAGAGAAGCUCAUAUAGUUUGUUUGGGUUGAAGUCGGUAAAUUGCACAUGUGGGGGCUCAUGAAGGGCUCUACCGAGGCUGGGGAUAUCGGAAACACUGCGUACGACCGCACAUGGGCGCAGGCUGCUUUGCGGGCUGUGCGCAAGGAGCUAGGAAGGCUGCUGUGAGGUGAAUUCCACUGGGACGUGCGUGCGGGUGUGCGGGUACAUGGGGCCAGGUUCCGGGGCAGAUGAAGACCUUGUCACAGAUGGAGGGCAGGCAGUGCACAUGUGGUAGCACAGGCACAGAACUUAAGAUGUUUCAUGGCGUGCGCUGUGCGGCGGGCAGGAUGCAUCUGGGGGCGGCCCGGUAGGCGUUUGCGCUAGUGCUGAGCGGUUGACGGGAUGAUGGUUGCCGGUGCGGUGUACGCAAUUCCGGUAACAUCCGCACGAUGUCGGGAAGAGUGCAGGCAACUGCCUUGUAGAUUGUCGCAAACAGCAGAGCCAGGGCAUAGUUCCGUCCGU
This is a messenger RNA of Chlamydomonas reinhardtii, 5558 nucleotides long. RefSeq lists its product as uncharacterized. NCBI's taxonomy places the organism in Eukaryota, Viridiplantae, Chlorophyta, Chlorophyceae, Chlamydomonadales, Chlamydomonadaceae. The coding region runs from base 280 to 4884 and encodes 1534 amino acids. The transcript has 15 exons. The record is from RefSeq and is a predicted model, not a curated record.